Molecule: messenger RNA, 1898 nt
Organism: Aspergillus costaricaensis CBS 115574
Lineage: Eukaryota; Fungi; Ascomycota; Eurotiomycetes; Eurotiales; Aspergillaceae
Exons: 1
Coding region: 148-1659 (503 amino acids)
Molecular function (GO): ubiquitin protein ligase activity
Source: RefSeq, a predicted model, not a curated record
CUCAUCUUAUAUAUUUGCUAGAGAAUUUUGUUCUUUGCGCUGCUUGUGUCCUACGUACUUGGACCGCAACCACUGAGCAAGCGCUUCCCUUUUAGUUGUCUACUGCAUACCCAGCCUGCCCUUGCUGCCCAUCCGCCACACGACAUAAUGACACACCAUCUCUCCGACAUUCUCGGAAUCUACCCAGAAAGCCAAUCCUGUGUUGGCUGGGCGCCCUCACAGGGCCGUCACUGCCGCAACCCCACAAACGCCAGAAACCGCCGACAUGCAGUUUCCCUUCUCGACCAAGGGACCCGCUUGCUCAAAGCCGGCCGGUCUAUUGAUCAUAUACUUGAGGAAUUGGCUCCUCUCGUCCUCUGCCUACGUUAUCACCAGAACCAAGCUGCUGGCCUAACUAGUACUUGGGUCUCUCGAGUCGAUAAAUACAUCGCUAGUCAUCAAUCUCCCAGGAGCUCGCCGAGUAGAUCGAUGCCUCGGCGGUCACCGUCACCAAGGAUGCGUGAUGAAACAAGAGCCAUAGAAAAUAGACUUGCGGAACUCGAAAGGAAGAUGCAGGAUGCAAUACUUAAGGCAGAGCGAGCGGAGCGGGAGAAAGAGCGGGCGAGGAGAGACGCAGAGCGCACUAGACGAGACACUGAAGACAUGGUCAGAAGAAGUGCGGCUAUGGGAUAUGCCCGAGGACAGGAAGAAGCGAGAAGGAGAGCCUCUCCUCCUCCUACUUUUGAAACUGAGACUACUACGGUGGAACACAAUGAGGCAUACGGGUUCCAGAGGGACUCGGUGUCGAGUGGCUUGCUGUCUUCACGCAGGCAGGAUGCUCGUGGAGGGAGUAUCGAAACGACCUUGCAGGUCAACACUUCUACUGGCAUGAACGUGCAACUACGCAGAAGCACGAUCGUUAGCACAACCAGGGUCCAGAGGACAAGCGAUGGCCCAGCUACUCCUGCUCAAGCUGAACGACGUGCUGCUACCCCGAGCUCUGUGUCCAGGGUAGUUGAGAUCGGUGAUACUAGCGAUGUGCUAGCUAUUCCAUCCCCUGCCCAGCAAAGCAACGGCAAUGCAAGCUCCAGUCCCAGCACUACGAGCACUAGGAGAGCAAUUAGCCUUCCCAGCGCUGAAACUGAGUCUGCCAAUACCACAACUACACCAAACAGUGAAGACCGUCCUUCAUCCACAGCCACUCAAGACCCUGAAUCCACCAAUCCCACGGGAAUUUCAGAAACUUCCAUUCCAAACCCUCCACUCCCAAGUCCUCCUACCUCAAACAACGAAGAGUUUCGCUCUACUCCCACAGGCACGCAGGAAUCAUCCACCACUACGCAAAACACUAUCACCCCAGAACCCACCACCCAGCCUGCCCCUACCUCUACCUCCACCUCUACACACCCCUCAACCCCCGCUCCCUCCACUCCACCUACAAUUUCAGAACAUGGCAUCACCCGCCACCCCAUCGAAGGCGACUGCUGCAUCUGCCUCUGCCCUCUACAGAGAUACCCUACCCAAUACAGCCAUAACCCUGAGGACGACACCUCUAUCGUCUGGUGCCAGAAGCAAUGCGGAAAUAACUUCCACCGCGAGUGUAUGGACCGGUGGAUAGCUUCAGCGCUUGACUGUGAUCGGCAGACGAGUUGUCCGAUGUGUCGGGGGAAGUGGCAGUGAUCUUUCUUUUCUCUUGAGUCGUGAUUUUAUUGUUUGGUUGUUUGUGAGUUGUUGGGGUUGGAGUUUGGGAUAUAUUUCUGUUGGUUAUUGCAUGAGUCAUGAUUUAUGAUGUUAUGAGUUGAUUUGAUGUGAUGUGAUGUGAUGUGAUAUCCUUGGUUAUCUUUCGCUUGGGUGCUGGUGUUGGUGUUGGUGGGUAAUACAAUAUCUUAAUGUCUACUAGCUCGUUGAUACUAUUUAUU